Messenger RNA from Benincasa hispida (wax gourd), 1327 nucleotides. Its product is annotated as cinnamoyl-CoA reductase-like SNL6. Gene Ontology annotation, molecular function: oxidoreductase activity, acting on the CH-OH group of donors, NAD or NADP as acceptor. NCBI's taxonomy places the organism in Eukaryota, Viridiplantae, Streptophyta, Magnoliopsida, Cucurbitales, Cucurbitaceae. The record is from RefSeq and is a predicted model, not a curated record.
CUAUUUCCCCCUUUUCUAACACUCCCCAACUUCCUCUUCCCUCUUCAUUUCCCUCUCUCUUUCCUUCUCUCUCUCUAAUGGCUCCCGCCGCUAAGACCGUCUGUGUAAUGGACGCUUCCAGCGGCGUUGGCUCGGCGCUGGUGGCAGCGCUGUUGCAGAGAGGCUACACCGUCCACGCUUCCGUCCAGAAUCACGAUGAUCUGCAGUGUGUGAAAGGAAACGCGAACAAAUUGAAGGUUUUCCGUUCGGAUCUGUUGGAUUAUCAUAGCAUUAUGAUCGCUCUUAAAGGAUGCUCCGCUUUGUUCUAUUCAUUUCAACCUCCUCCUGAUCAUUCCACCUAUGAUGAAUUAAUGGUGGAAGUUGAAGUAAGAGCAGCUCAUAAUGUUCUGGAAGCAUGUGCCCAAACGGACACCAUGGAGAAAGUUAUUUUUACUUCCUCCGUUACUGCGGUAAUUUGGCGUGACGGCCUCAAAACGACGUCGUCCGACGUCGACGAACGCCACUGGAGCGACGUUAAUCUCUGCAAGAAGUUCAAACUGUGGCACGCUCUAUCGAAAACCCUAGCGGAGAAAACAGCGUGGGCCCUAGCAAUGGAUCGUGGGGUGAAUAUGGUGUCAAUAAAUGGAGGGCUGGUGAUGGGCCACGAUCUGACGAUCAAUAACCCGUAUUUGAAAGGAGCGGCUGAGAUGUAUGAAGAUGGGCUGUUGGUGACCGUCGAUCUUAAGUUCAUGGUUGAUGCUCAUAUAUGCGUGUUUGAAGAUGUCUCAUCCUACGGUCGAUAUUUGUGCUUCAAUAAUAUCAUUAAUUCUCAUAAGGAAGCUCUUAGAUUAGCCCACAUGCUAUUGCCGCCCUCUUCCGAAGCUUUCUCGCCUCCCAGUUUGGAGGACUCUGUUGUAUAUCAACAAGGAAUAAGCAACAAGAAACUUAACAAAUUGAUGGUGAAUUUUGAAAGUGGGGAUUCAUGUUGACAAAAAAAACCUGCCCAACAAAAUUAAUUAGAUUUCCCCAAUUUUUAUUUAUUUUAUUUGUGCAUUAUUAGGCCCAUUUUGUUGCCCCAUUAUAAUGUAAAUGGGGUCUUUCUUUUUAUUAUUUUUUUAACUAAUUUUUGGAAAUUAUAUUUAAGGACCUAUAGUUUUGUUUAAAAUAUUAGCUUUAAACAUAAUUAAAGGCCUAAUCUUGUUAAAGUCUUUGGCAAUAUCUAAAUUAAAGGCUAGGAAGCAAAUCUUCCAUUUUUAUAUUUGUCCAUCCCAUGUUUAUGAUGGAUAAUGGUAUCAAAUAAUUUGCCUUGUAUAUCCUCCUUGAAAUGUUGAUAUAUAUAUACACCAAA